AAUUCGCUUGUCUUCAUCGUCAUCUUCUUCGUCUCUUCGUGCAUUUCUUCUUCAACAUCAGUUUUAUCAUCAUUAUUAUCGUCAUCUUCUUGUACUUCUCUCAUUUGUAUUAUUUUAAUCAAUGUUUGAUAUUUCUCUCAGUGAUUGCGGUGUUUUAUGGCACCAGAUUUGUGUAUUCUUUAUCAUCGUCUAUCAAACUUUCAUCAUGUUUUUGGGGCGCAGUGAAUCUAUUAAAUGGAUACGUAGAAAAUUUUCGAAAAGGAACAAUACUAAUUCCUCAACAAACGUAGAACAUACACCAGCCAAAAUAUCGAAAACUAACAACGAAAACAUACGAGAUUUAAACGAAAUAUUAAUAGUCAAUAGUAGUAAUACACCCACAACCAUAGCUCCAAUAUCAGUUAAUAAUUCUAAAAAUUUAGCAACAAUUCAUAACAACAAUGAAGUCAUGUCAACAAUACCAACUAAUCAAACAGCACCAAUUGCACGAGAAGAAGAGGCCGAAGAAGAAAUCGAAGAAAUGGUUGAGGGACAGCAAAAACGGAAUAAUGAAAUGGAAUCAAAUGAUGUAGGCGAAGAAUAUCAGCAGUACCAAGUGAUCAAUGAAAUGGCGGUGCGUCGUGGUGGCGGUGUUGCUGGUUGUAGUGGCAGUAGUAGUAGUAAAUCAUCGCGUGUACGUAAUUAUUUGAAAAAAUGUAAAGAUCGCUGGUUGGCAGUUGGUUUGCAUAAUCAAAUGCAAGAAUAUAAUAAUAAUAAUACAGGUCAUGAUCCAAAAUCAACAAUGUCUACAAUAAAUGAGUUAGAUGUCAGUCAAGACUUGAGGCCAGCAACAUCAUCAGCCAGAGUAACGGAUUUCUCAAACAAUCCAUUGACUUCGAUGAUGGGUGGUGCUAGUGAGUCCGUCAACAAAGGUAGUCGCACUAACUGUGCCCUUGGGAAUGCGAAGGAAAUAGCAGACGAAAAUGAUGUUGACGUCGACGACGACGAUGAUGAUGUUGUUGAUGCAUCGUAUGAAGAUAUUGAUUUUGGUCUAGGUUCAGCAUUGUCUAAAACAGCAGCAGCAACAACAAAACAAACUCGCAGUCGUCAUAGUUCAACAAACAGAAACAAUGUUGGUAUUUGUGCUCAAAUUGAAACACGACAGGAAAAGAAACAUUUAAAGUCAAUGGCCCAACAACAAAUUCAACAACAAGAGCAUGACCACGACAAUGUUGAUGAUGAUGGAAAACAUGUAGAACAAUUAGUAGAUUCUGAGCAAAUGGAGUCUCAUAUUGCUGCUCUGAUUGACAGACAUCUUGCAUGCAUUUAUCCUGUCUUUACUCAAACAACACGUGCAGUUUUAAUACGUGAGGCACGUGACGUUCUCGUGAAUAUCUAUCACGGUUGUUUGACAACAUUUGAACGGCAAUUCCUAUGUAAAUUUACAGAGAUCGCUGUCAUGCUACAGGAACGUCAUCGUGUCGGUGAGGCUUUAAUUUGGUGUCAAGGAUGGCCUCUAGUAACACCUAUUGGCGAAGUUAUACUUCAUUUGGGGGGCCUUGAUGACGAUCAAGUUAAAUCUGCAGAAAUAUAUUUAUGCGUUAAAACAGUUGAAACGAAUAAAGAACCUCAAUUGUGUGCCGUUUGGCAACAGCCACAAAAGCUGCAGCAGCAGCAACAACAACAACUGCAGCAACUUUAG
Calliphora vicina (urban bluebottle blowfly) is the source of this 1681-nucleotide messenger RNA. RefSeq lists its product as uncharacterized. The transcript is spliced from 6 exons. The record is from RefSeq and is a predicted model, not a curated record. Lineage: Eukaryota; Metazoa; Arthropoda; Insecta; Diptera; Calliphoridae. Bases 122 to 1681 code for a protein of 519 amino acids.